UGUGUCGCAUAGAGAAAAGAGAGUGACAAAAAAAACAGUGAGAGAUUCAAAGGAUUCAAAAAUGGAAACUAUAGGUUAUAGGAAGGCAAUUGAGGAGCUAGUGAGAGGGCGUGAGUUUGCAAACCAGCUUAGACAUGUCAUCAAUGGAACUGAGAAUGAAAAUGAUGAUAGGUCACUUGCUGAGAAGCUUCUGAAAGAGAUCCACGUGUCCUUUUCCAACUCCCUCUUCAUACUGAACCAUUCCACUAGUAGUACUUCUGAUCAAUCUUCUUCCCAUGAUCAUGAAGUGUGUGAUGUGCAGCUCAAGUCUGAGGAGGACUCUCAAUCUCAAGAGAGUAAUUGCAAGAGGAGUUCUGAUGUUAAGGAAAGAAGAGGGUGUUACAAGAGAAGAAGAACUUCAGAAUCAUGGGAGAGGGAGUCUGAAACUCCAAUAGAAGAUGGCCAUCAAUGGAGAAAGUAUGGCCAAAAGGCUAUCCUUAAGGCCAAAUACCCAAGGAACUACUACAGAUGCACUCACAAAUAUGACCAGGGAUGCAGAGCAACAAAACAUGUUCAAAGAAUUCAAGAAAAUCCACCUCUUCACAAGACCACAUACUAUGGCAACCACACUUGCAGAAGGUGUCAAACCCCUGAGAUAAUAGUGGAUGAUUCUGUUUGUCCUAAUUCUGACUCUUCCAUGUUCGUUAGCUUUGACAAUUCUCUCCCAACCUCAGCCAAACAACAGUGCCCUUUUCUCUCAUCUUUUCCAUCACCUUCAUCAGUGAAAAGGAAGUGCAAAGAGGAGGAAGAGGAGGAGGCCCCUCCUUCUAUAUCUUCCUCCAGUGAUCACCUCAUCCCUUCUUCUGAGCUCACUUUCCAUGAUUCUCCCCUAACCUUUGAUUCAGAUUACAUGGGUGUGAUUCCUGAUGUGUUGUAUGGUUCUGAUGAGCUUGAUGAUGUCUUUGAGCCCUUCCUUGAAAGUCUUAGAUGAUGGCUUCCUAAGUUUUUGGUCUGUGAAUAAAGUAGUGUAGCAUGUAGUAGGAGAAGUUAGAUUUAUUUUGUUAGCUUGGGUUCCAUUGAUGUAAAAUAUGUACUUCUCUUAUCCAUUUUCGAUGAAUAAGAUAUGAACAAGUUUAUCA
Lotus japonicus is the source of this 1118-nucleotide messenger RNA. Its product is annotated as WRKY DNA-binding transcription factor 70-like. The coding region runs from base 62 to 970 and encodes 302 amino acids. NCBI's taxonomy places the organism in Eukaryota, Viridiplantae, Streptophyta, Magnoliopsida, Fabales, Fabaceae. The record is from RefSeq and is a predicted model, not a curated record. Gene Ontology annotation, molecular function: sequence-specific DNA binding; DNA-binding transcription factor activity. Gene Ontology annotation, biological process: regulation of DNA-templated transcription. The transcript has 3 exons.